This is a messenger RNA of Salvia hispanica, 2239 nucleotides long. Its product is annotated as E3 ubiquitin-protein ligase RGLG2-like. NCBI's taxonomy places the organism in Eukaryota, Viridiplantae, Streptophyta, Magnoliopsida, Lamiales, Lamiaceae. Gene Ontology annotation, cellular component: nucleus. The record is from RefSeq and is a predicted model, not a curated record. Gene Ontology annotation, molecular function: ubiquitin-protein transferase activity. Gene Ontology annotation, biological process: protein ubiquitination.
GGGGUGUUUCGUUAGAAAGAAACUGGCUGGGAAUAUGGUGAGUUCGGUAUACACCACCGUCCUCUUUCCCAUUACCAGUAUCCAUUAAAAUAAUUAUAACCUUCUGAGAAGAAAAAUAAUAAUUCUUCAGAAAAGUCGAACUCUUUUCGUUUCUGAUUCCGGAUCAAAUUCCCUUUUCUUUCCCAAACAGAUUCUGAAUCCUGGCGAUGAAGUAAUGUUGCCAAGUCUCUAGUUUUCGCUGCUCGUCUAUCUCUUUGAUUAACCUGGAGGAUUUGAUAAUUGUGAAAUAUUGGGGGGAUUUUUUUUUCUGACUUGAUGGGAAAUAAAAAUUCGAGCGAGGGGAGUUGGCCGCCUGCUUCAACAACCCAGUCUAGUUCUUCGUCGGGAUGGCAGCAUGAUUAUUCUCAGGCAUCGGUUUCGCAGUAUGCACAAAAUUAUCCUAAGCCGAAUCAACCUUCAACAACUGGUUCUAGUUCAUCUGCAGGGUGGCAGAAUGAUGGCAUAAACACUGAAUCAUCGAAUUCACAAUAUGAUGAUCAGAACCCUCCCAUAGCGUAUCCGUAUCAAGCACCAGCACCAGCACCAGCAGGAUAUCCUCAUAACCCUCCUGUAGCGUAUCCGUAUCAGCAUCCAGCAGCACAAGGAUAUCCCCCGGUUAACCAGUUCAACGCUCCGCCCCAAGAUCAUGCGUGUCCACCACCUGUUCCCGCCCCUUACCAUAUGCCUACUUCUCAAGUACAUGUACCAAACAAGAGGUUUGAUAAGAGGUAUUCAAGGAUUGCUGACAACUAUCAUUCAUUAGAGGAGGUUUCUGAAGCUCUUGCACAAGCUGGUCUUGAGUCUUCAAACCUAAUUAUUGGGAUUGAUUUUACUAAGAGCAAUGAAUGGACUGGCAAGAACUCAUAUAAUGGUAAAAGCUUACAUCACAUUGGAGGUGGUCUGAAUCCCUACGAACAAGCCAUAAGCAUUGUAGGGAAAACCUUGGCAGCUUUUGAUGACGAUAAUUUGAUCCCUUGUUAUGGGUUUGGAGAUGCAUCGACUCAUGAUCAAGAUGUAUUUAGUUUUUAUCCUGAUGGAAGGCAUUGCAACGGAUUUGAGGAAGUUCUGCGUCGUUACAGAGAACUUGUUCCGAAUCUGAAGCUGGCAGGCCCAACAUCAUUUGCACCAAUAAUCGAAAUGGCUAUGACUGUUGUUGAGCAGAAACAGGGCCAGUUCCAUGUUUUAGUGAUUAUUGCAGAUGGACAGGUCACCAGAAGUGUUGAUACCCAACAUGGUCAGCUGAGUCCGCAGGAGCAAAAGACUGUUCAAGCAAUAGUCGAAGCUAGCAAGUUGCCUCUAUCCGUUGUUUUGGUCGGGGUUGGAGAUGGCCCCUGGGAUACGAUGAAGGAAUUUGACGACUAUAUACCUGCAAGGGAGUUCGAUAAUUUCCAGUUUGUCAACUUCACGGAGAUUAUGGUUAAAAAUACACAACAAAAUCGGAAAGAAACAGAGUUUGCGCUUGCAGCAUUGAUGGAAAUCCCUACUCAGUAUAAAGCAACGAUAGAGCUUAAUCUGUUGGGUGGAAGGAAAGGGAACAUUACGGAGAGAUUUGCACUUCCUCCUCCUGUCUAUGGCACAGCAGCAUUUGGCGGCAAUUCAACGCCCUCACCCACGCCAGCAGAUGCUUAUCAGUACAGCUCUAGUUCAUACUACGACUACACUGCUCCCGCUGCAACAGCUCCUCCCGCUGCAAGUUCUAACUAUGGACACCAGAUUUGUCCCAUAUGCCUUAGUAAUCCGAAGGACAUGGUUUUUGGUUGCGGUCAUCAGACGUGUUGCGGGUGUGGACAAGACCUUCAGCUAUGCCCGGUAUGCAGGAGUCGGAUAGAGACAAGAAUAAAGCUUUACUGAAGCCUCUAGUAAGUAGCUCGUCCAACGCAAUGGUGCUAACCCUACCACAUGAUUCUUUAUAUUGGCCCUCGACGUCGUACAAAUGAAGCCAUAGCCUCAUUCACAUUUUUUGGUUGCCAAAGAAAAUGAUGAAGAAAAGAUCAUAAAAACACUGCUUGUUCGAAUUUUUCACUGCCUCAGAAGAAAAAUUGUUUGUAAAUCUACUCGGAAUUUGCAGAUUUGGAUACAUUAUUUUUUGUUAAUUCUCUGCUGUAUAUUCUCGUUUUUUAUAUGUGAAGGCCACAUUUGGUGAACUGUGUGUAGUUUAACUAUGUAAUGGAACAAUUAUACAAGUAUAUUUAUGUUUAAA